Ictalurus punctatus (channel catfish) is the source of this 2558-nucleotide messenger RNA. It is a transcript of the gene septin3, whose product is annotated as septin 3. The transcript has 10 exons. The record is from RefSeq and is a predicted model, not a curated record. Lineage: Eukaryota; Metazoa; Chordata; Actinopteri; Siluriformes; Ictaluridae. Gene Ontology annotation, molecular function: molecular adaptor activity; GTP binding; GTPase activity. Gene Ontology annotation, cellular component: cell division site; neuron projection; presynaptic cytoskeleton. Bases 2 to 1378 code for a protein of 458 amino acids. Gene Ontology annotation, biological process: cytoskeleton-dependent cytokinesis.
AAUGGCCUCCCAUGACCUCCCCCAAACCGGCUCUCAACGAGACCUGUACAAUCAUCCUGACCAGCAAACACAUACAGCCAUUCCAGAACUUUCCAUGGUUGACUGGAUGCCCCAAUCCGGAGCUAACAAAGCAUGCGAACAGUCAUUAACAGAAGAAGACAGUUUGACAGUUGAACAAGUAAAUUUUGUUCAGUUACAUCAGCAGGACGAUUCCCUACUGAGGAAGCCAUCUGUUACGGAGGCGAGGAAAAGCAAGCAAGAAAUAAUCCCACUUCUUGGUAUAUGUGCAUUUACACACAUGUCAGAAAUCGUGCCCCCAGAAGUGAGACCCAAACCUGUCGUCCCUGCUAAGCCCUCUCAUGUGGUACCACCCACCGGCAUCCCCCCUGCGCCCCUCCAGGGGUCAGGGUCUGGAGGUCAGGGGUCAGGAGGAGGCUCAACAUUGCUGGGAUAUGUUGGGAUAGACACCAUAAUUGAACAGAUGAGGAAGAAAACCAUGAAGACCGGCUUUGAUUUCAACCUCAUGGUUGUAGGUCAAAGUGGCUUGGGGAAAUCCACCUUGGUGAAUACUCUAUUUAAGUCUCAGGUGAGCAGGCGGAGCUCUGGCUGGAGUCGUGAUGAGAAGAUCCCCAAAACUGUGGAGAUAAAAUCUGUGUCACACGUGAUAGAGGAAGGUGGGGUGAAGAUGAAACUGACAGUGAUUGAUACUCCUGGGUUUGGGGACCAGAUAAACAACGAAAACUGUUGGGAGCCAAUAUCUAAAUAUAUCAAUGAGCAGUAUGAAAAGUUUCUGAAGGAGGAAGUUAACAUCGCCCGUAAAAAACGGAUUCCGGACACCCGAGUGCACUGCUGCUUGUACUUCAUAUCUCCAACUGGACACUCUCUCCGGCAGCUGGACAUUGAGUUCAUGAAGCACUUAAGUCGAACUGUGAACAUCAUUCCUGUCAUUGCCAAAGCAGAUACUCUCACCCCUGAGGAAAAAACAGAGUUCAAGCAGAGGGUGAGGAAGGAGCUGGAAGUGUGUGGAAUUGAAUUUUAUCCACAAAAGGAGUUUGAUGAAGACCAGGAAGACAAGGCUGAUAACGAUAAGAUCAGGGAGGCCAUGCCUUUUGCAGUAGUGGGAAGUGACAAAGAGUACCAAGUCAACUGCAAACGAGUUCUGGGUCGGAAAACUGCCUGGGGAAUAGUAGAAGUUGAAAACCCAAAUCACUGUGAAUUCUCUCAACUACGGGAUUUCCUGAUCAGGUCUCACCUCCAAGACCUGAAGGAGGUCACUCACAACAUCUAUUACGAGAUGUACCGGGCCAAAAGGCUCAACGACAAUGGAGGACUCCAUCCAAUCUCAACCAGCAACAGCACACAGGAAAGCAACCUGUAAGAGGGAAUCAGUGAGCGAGAGAAUGAUUAGCGAGAGGUCGAUAAUGAAAGAUGGUAACGAAUAAUAUUUUUGAGGAUAGGAUAAAUACAUUAGCACGUGACCUUGUGGAGUUCAUCUUAAAGCUUUUUAACCAUCUGAGCAUGUUCGUCAUUGCCUCUCUUUCUGCAAAAGUCCUUUUUAAAACUCAUAAUAACAGCACAUCAACCUAAGAUGGAGACAGACGGAAACGUUCAUGAGUAUAGCCUCUAGAUAUUACAUUUACGCCUAGAAGUUAAGGUGCCACAGUAUAGAUGGAUGACAGCACUGCCAUUCAACUGCACACAAUACAUAGGAGUCUAUAAAUCUUUGUGUGAAGUCUCCUGUGUGUGAUCACUUUGUCUAACAGACUUUAUUCUCUACCUGCCAAACAAUUCAGAACUCAUAACGUUUUUGCAAGCCUUGAUGGUGAUAUAUUGAUGUGCACAUCAAUGUACUCAUAUUUAACUAUUCCUAAACACACUGCAGCAUUUUCCACUGGCUGCUUCUUUUACAUAGCUCACCCAGAUGACCAAUGAUCCUUUUGUACACCAAUUCAGGACUCCCGUAUUAUCCAGAAUAGCACACCAAGUACUAAGCAGAAAUCCUCUAAACCCAAGGUUUUUGAAGGUUUACCCCAAUACAUUUUGUAAACAUGUUUCUAGACCGUGUGCACAAGUGUGUGUGAAUGUGUAUGUGUGAGUGUGUGUAUGAGAGAGAGAGAAUGUGCCUUUAUAUCUUUUAGAUCCAUCUUUCAAGUGUUCAAGCAGUUCAAAAAGAACAUAAUUUUCAACCUUAAUUUUUUUUUUUUAAACAAAUAUUUCAUGUGUGCCAUUAUUUAUAUCAGUGUGCAUGUAUAUCGCUGGAACAAAGGAACUGCUUGAUGUCUAAAAGUUCACUUUGGUGUUAACCACUUGAUGUUUCAGUCAAUGCACAGGUCAAUUCAUAUUCUAUUUAGGCAAGAGAAAUUGAACUGUAUCACACCUCAGAUCAUCUUUUACAUUCUGCCAUAAAUCUUAGGAUGAAUACCCCUUUUUAUUUAUUUAAUCUAAGUUUUUUCUCAUUAAUGCUUUUUGUGAAAUAUUUAAUCACAAGGACGUAUUCUUGCCUAGUGUUAUGUUUUUAAGUGUUAUUUAUUACAUCAUUUAAUAAAUGUUUUCCAUCA